This is a messenger RNA of Myxozyma melibiosi, 1010 nucleotides long. RefSeq lists its product as uncharacterized. The coding region runs from base 127 to 570 and encodes 147 amino acids. The record is from RefSeq and is a predicted model, not a curated record. The transcript has 4 exons. NCBI's taxonomy places the organism in Eukaryota, Fungi, Ascomycota, Lipomycetes, Lipomycetales, Lipomycetaceae.
CGUCAGAACUCCCAGUACUUCCCAUAUCCAACUGUUCUUGCCCGUCUUUCCCUGAUCUUCAACUCCGAGGCCUUUAUUAGUAUUUGUUUGACUGGAUCUACUUUUUGUAUAUCAUUAUAAGCCACAAUGUCGUUUAACAGACAACUUCUUCUCCGCGCAAGCCGGCUGCGAGCUAGCACUGGAACGUUCUGCGCCGUCUCGGCCUCGAGGACACCAUGGCUCAACACAGCAGCAGGGUCGUUUGGUGCUCGGCACGAGAGGACGUACGCUGUUUCUGGUGGCCCGGGGAUUAAUGAGGAGAUUUUCAAGUCCACUUUUAUGAAGAAGAUCUCGUCCUCCCCAGAGGUGAUGAACUGUGUGGCAGACGUCAUGGAAACCAUCAGGAAAAAGGGUGCGUUAGCAGGCGACACGAAACCGAGUAUGUCGUUGUUUCUCUCAUUGCUUCGCGACAAGGAGAUCAGCGAGUCAAUGGCGGCCUUGAAAACAGCUCUCGACAAAAAUAAGAUUCAUUUUACAAUUGAUGAGAUCAAAGGUAUUACCGAGUAUCUCACGAAGGGCAAGAAGCGAUGAAUUGGCACCCGGGUCGUGAGCCAUGUUCAGAUAGUCUUGGUCGAUGAAUUGAUUAGAUCACAUUUACCGUUGUGAUCCCACAGACCAUAUAUAGUUGAUGCUCCAGUAGCAAUCUGUGCACGCUUUUUUAUAUAAGUUCAUUCAUUUGGAGCGCUGAUCAUUCGCGCAGACCGAGAUAUCGGGGAUGUUAGGUAUGCCAAAAUCUACGAACCAGUGAGAUCUUUCAAAGCUCAAGAACUAUGAUACACACGUAGUCAAUGCCUCUCCAUAAACUACCCAAGUAGAAUCAUAACUUCUAUAAACAAAGGUGCUAUCCAAGCAGUCGGUUGUAUCCUCGGGUCGUUUGGCAAGAAAGUAGCGACCAACCCCAUCGGGUUUGGGUUCCCGAUUAGGCCGCCGAUUGUUGCUCGGCUCUCGAGCAGAGAAACCGACUGAUUCCA